This is a messenger RNA of Panicum virgatum (switchgrass), 1779 nucleotides long. Its product is annotated as sugar transport protein 8-like. Gene Ontology annotation, molecular function: monosaccharide transmembrane transporter activity. NCBI's taxonomy places the organism in Eukaryota, Viridiplantae, Streptophyta, Magnoliopsida, Poales, Poaceae. Gene Ontology annotation, cellular component: membrane. The record is from RefSeq and is a predicted model, not a curated record. The coding region runs from base 67 to 1608 and encodes 513 amino acids. Gene Ontology annotation, biological process: monosaccharide transmembrane transport. The transcript has a single exon.
CGAUCUCCACUCCACUGUCCCGGCCGAUCGAGCCGCAUCUUGCACGCGCGAGGAUCGAUCGGAGGAAUGGCCGGGGGUUUGGCCGUCUCCAAGCCCGCCGCCGCCGGCCGCCGGGAGUUCGGGGGCAAGAUCACCUGGUACGUCUGGAUCUGCGGCGUCGUCGCCGCCACCAGCGGCCUCAUGUUCGGCUACGACGUCGGCAUCUCCGGGGGCGUGACGGCCAUGGACGACUUCCUGGUGCGCUUCUUCCCGGCGGUGUACGCGCGGAAGCACCGGGCGCGGGAGAACAACUACUGCAAGUUCGACGACCAGCGCCUGCAGCUCUUCACGUCGUCGCUGUACCUGGCGGCGCUGGCCGCCAGCUUCGCGGCGUCGCGGGCGUGCACGCGCUUCGGCCGCCGGCGCACCAUGCAGGCGGCCUCCGCCUUCUUCCUCGCCGGCAGCGCGCUCUGCGCCGGCGCCGCGGGGCUCGCCAUGCUCAUCGUCGGCCGCGUCUGCCUCGGCGUCGGCGUCGGGUUCGGCAACCAGGCCGCGCCGCUCUUCCUCUCCGAGAUCGCGCCCGCGCGCAUCCGCGGCGCGCUCAACAUCCUCUUCCAGCUCAACGUCACCGUCGGCAUCCUCGUCGCCAACGUCGUCAACUACUUCGCCGCCGGCGUCCACCCCGCCGGCUGGCGCUAUGCGCUCGGCGGCGCCGCGGCGCCCGCGGCGGUGCUGUUCGUCGGCUCGCUCGCCAUCACCGAGACCCCGACGAGCCUCGUCGAGCGCGGCCGCGCCGAGGAAGGCCGGCGGACGCUGGAGAAGAUCCGCGGCACCGCGGACGUGGACGGCGAGUUCGCCGAAAUCCGGGCCGCGUGCGACGCGGCCGCCGCGCUCAACGCCGAGGAGAAGCCCUACCGCCGGCUGCUCCGCCCGGAGAGCCGGCCGCCGCUGGUGAUCGCGGUCGCCAUGCAGGUGUUCCAGCAGUUCACGGGCAUCAAUGCCAUCAUGUUCUACGCGCCGGUGCUGUUCCAGACCAUGGGCUUCGGGGCCGCCGGCUCGCUCCUCUCCGCCGUCGUCACCGGCUGCGUCAACGUCGCCUCCACCGUCGUCUCCAUCGUCCUCGUCGACAGGGUCGGCCGCCGGAAGCUCCUCCUGGAGGCGUGCGCGCAGAUGCUCGUCGCGCAGGCGGCCGUCGGCGGGAUCAUGGUGGCGCACGUGCGGGCCGACGGCAGCCCGGGGCGCGCGUGGGCGGUGGCCAUCGUCGUCCUCAUCUGCGUCUACGUGUCGAGCUUCGCGUGGUCGUGGGGCCCGCUGGGGUGGCUGAUCCCGUCGGAGACGUUCCCGCUGGAGACGCGCGCGGCGGGGUUCUCCAUCGCCGUCAGCUCCAACAUGCUCUUCACCUUCCUCAUCGCGCAGGCGUUCCUGUCCAUGAUGUGCGCCAUGAGGGCCUUCAUCUUCUUCUUCUUCGCCGCGUGGAUCGUCGUCAUGGGGGCCUUCGUGCUCGUCCUCCUGCCGGAGACCAAGGGCGUGCCCAUCGACGAGAUGGUGGGCAGGGUCUGGCGCCGCCACUGGUUCUGGAAGAGGUGCUUCGGCGAUGGCGCCAAUGAGGCCAGGGUCAACAACUGCUAAUCCGACGAUGAUAGAUUAUCCCGUUCGGUUUUAGACUUUAGUAUACUUAAUUCUAUUUAGAUGGAUUAAUUCCUAUAUACAGAUAAUUGUCAUUCUAUAAAUCUGCCGGAUUCCGAUGAUGAUGAUGAUGAUGAUGAUGAUGAUAACGGAGAUGUAAAACUAUUAUUAAGU